Pseudopipra pipra is the source of this 7917-nucleotide messenger RNA. It is a transcript of the gene EXT1, whose product is annotated as exostosin glycosyltransferase 1. Gene Ontology annotation, cellular component: membrane. The record is from RefSeq and is a predicted model, not a curated record. Bases 288 to 2513 code for a protein of 741 amino acids. Lineage: Eukaryota; Metazoa; Chordata; Aves; Passeriformes; Pipridae. The transcript is spliced from 11 exons. Gene Ontology annotation, molecular function: glycosyltransferase activity.
CCGCCCCGCGCGGGGGGCCGGCCCUGAGUGCAUGCGGGGCGCCCCGCCGGGCCGCCGCCCGGCCGCCGCCCGCCGCCCCUGAGACACCGGCGGCGAGAAAGUUGCGGCGGUCGCCCACAUGCGCGGCCGCGGCUGGCGGCUUGGGGAACGGCGCCGAGCGGAGGUGGGCGAAGAGAGUUUGAAGCGCUCGCCGGCGGGAAGAUGGCGGAGCGGAGCUGAGAGCGGCGCCCGGCGAGCUCGGGCCGCCCCCGCCUUCCUCCGCAGCCCCCCGGACCCCCGCCGGACACAUGCAGGCCAAAAAACGCUACCUGACGCUGCUCUCCGCCGGCACCUGUCUCGCCCUGCUGCUCUACCUGGGAGGCGUGCGGCUGCGGGCGGCCCGGCACCCGCCGCCCGGUAGCCGGCAUGGCCCCCGUCCCGGCGGCGCCGAGCGGCCCUGGCCCCGCUUCCCCGAUGCCCUGCGGCCCUUCGCGCCCGCCGAGCGCCCGGGCCCCGAGGGCGGCGGGCGCGUCUCCCCCCGGCAGCGGCGGGACGCCAGCGCCGGCCUCUACCGCGGGCGCCGCUGCCGCAUGGAGUCCUGCUUCGACUUCGCCCAGUGCCGGAAAAACGGCUUCAAGGUCUACGUGUACCCGCAGCAGAAAGGAGAGAAGAUCGCCGAGAGCUACCAGAACGUCCUGGCCGCUAUCGAGGGCUCCCGCUUCUACACCUCGGACCCCGGGCAGGCCUGCCUCUUCGUCCUCAGCCUGGACACGCUGGACCGGGACCAGCUCUCCCCCCAGUACGUGCACAACCUCCGCUCCAAGGUACAGAGCCUCCACCUGUGGAACAACGGCAGAAACCACCUGAUUUUUAAUUUAUACUCCGGCACCUGGCCCGACUACACCGAGGAUGUGGGGUUCGACAUUGGCCAGGCCAUGCUGGCCAAAGCCAGCAUCAGUACUGAAAACUUCAGACCCAACUUUGACGUUUCUAUCCCACUCUUUUCUAAGGAUCAUCCUAGGACAGGAGGGGAGAAGGGAUUUUUAAGGUUUAACACCAUCCCUCCUCUCAGGAAGUACAUGUUGGUAUUCAAGGGGAAAAGGUACCUGACGGGGAUAGGGUCAGACACCAGGAAUGCCUUAUAUCACGUCCAUAACGGAGAGGAUGUUGUCCUCCUGACCACCUGCAAGCAUGGCAAAGACUGGCAAAAGCACAAGGAUUCGCGCUGCGAUCGAGACAACGCCGAAUACGAAAAGUAUGAUUACCGUGAAAUGCUGCACAAUGCCACUUUCUGUCUGGUUCCCCGUGGCCGCAGGCUUGGCUCUUUCAGGUUUCUGGAAGCCUUGCAGGCCGCCUGUGUGCCAGUCAUGCUCAGCAAUGGAUGGGAGUUGCCGUUCUCAGAAGUGAUUGAUUGGAACCAAGCUGCCAUCAUAGGCGAUGAGAGAUUGUUAUUACAGAUUCCUUCUACAAUCAGGUCUAUCCAUCAGGAUAAAAUCCUAGCACUUAGACAGCAGACACAGUUCUUGUGGGAGGCUUAUUUUUCUUCAGUUGAGAAGAUUGUAUUGACUACACUAGAGAUUAUUCAGGACAGAAUAUUUAAGCACAUAUCACGUAACAGCUUAAUAUGGAACAAACAUCCUGGAGGGUUAUUUGUACUGCCACAGUAUUCCUCAUAUCUGGGAGACUUUCCUUACUACUAUGCUAAUCUUGGUCUGAAGCCUCUUUCCACAUUCACUGCCGUUAUCCACGCAGUAACUCCCCUGGUUUCCCAAUCUCAGCCUGUGCUGAAACUCCUGGUUGCUGUAGCCAAGUCCCAGUACUGUGCACAGAUUAUUGUUUUAUGGAAUUGUGAUAAACCUCUCCCAGCCAAACACCGCUGGCCUGCCACUUCUGUGCCUGUCAUAGUUAUCGAAGGAGAGAGCAAGGUUAUGAGCAGUCGCUUCCUGCCCUACGACAACAUAGUGACAGAUGCAGUGCUAAGCCUGGAUGAGGACACCGUGCUUUCAACCACUGAGGUGGAUUUUGCCUUUACAGUUUGGCAGAGCUUUCCAGAGAGGAUUGUAGGGUACCCUGCGCGCAGUCACUUCUGGGACAACACUAAGGAGAGGUGGGGGUAUACCUCCAAAUGGACUAAUGACUAUUCCAUGGUAUUGACAGGAGCUGCUAUUUACCACAAAUAUUAUCACUACCUGUACACUCAUUACCUGCCUGCCAGCCUAAAGAAUAUGGUGGACCAACUGGCCAAUUGUGAGGACAUUCUAAUGAAUUUUUUGGUGUCAGCUGUGACAAAAUUGCCUCCAAUCAAAGUAACACAGAAAAAACAAUAUAAGGAAACCAUGAUGGGACAGGCAUCCCGGGCCUCGCGCUGGGCCGACCCCGACCACUUCGCCCAGCGGCAGAGCUGCAUGAACACUUUCGCCAGCUGGUUUGGCUAUAUGCCGCUGAUCCACUCGCAGAUGAGGCUCGACCCUGUCCUCUUUAAAGACCAGGUCUCCAUCCUGAGGAAGAAGUACCGAGACAUUGAACGACUCUGAGGAGCGCUGCUGAGGGGGCCGAGCCGCCCCCUGCCAGACUGUGCCACCGACAGCAAGCGCCCGACCCCGCACGCGGCGUCCUGGCUCCGGGGCGCGCUGCUCCGGACUGCGCCGAACCGCCCGGCAGGCUGCUGUCGCUGAGACUAGGUCGUGUACAGUUUCAUUAUGGAACAUUAAAUAAUUAUUUUUGAAAUGAUUGCUAUGCAGGUUUAAACUUUUUUAAUGAUCAAAAAAAAACCCUAUUAAAAACAGAGUUCUUUCUUUAAUCAAAAUUGUGUUGGUUGUGAAUAUUUCAGAGCUGCCAUUUCUUUCUUUCGUGCAUUUGAUUGUCAAUGCAAUUUUCAUUCCUUUUCCCCUGCACAGUUAAACGCUGGAAUCUCACGGAGACAAAAUGCAUCAGGUUCAGAAACAAACUGAGCACAAGCAGGACAUAACCGAAGUAUUAACAUUUCUCAUUUACUGCUGACUUUUUAGUUUUUUGCCUGUUUUCCCCAAGCCAGUAGCAGCCACUGCAGCUAAACUCCUUUGGACACAUGGAAAACUGGAGAACCCCCAAGGAACCAGACAAGAGGGUAGAUCCUUCUGGUUGAGGACCUCAUUUUUAAAGGCCAUCAGCCUUGCAUUGAAGGGAGAGAGGAGUGUUAUUAUGGAGGAGCAAAUCAGUUGCAUGGAACAAAGGGACACGUGUGCACAGCAGGGCUGUAGUGCUGGGUGUGUGUAUUGUGGUCGGAGAGGUGGAUCCGGAGUGUCCUUGUCCGUGGGUGGCUGAGCACCCCAGGGGCAGUCAGCACAGCUGGCUGUUGUCAUGGUCAUGUGGGACACCCAGAGCUUGUGCAAGUCCCUGCUGCUGGGGGCAGUGGUGCCACUUGGCCGUGGCAGCUAAGCUUCUAGAAGUAGCUUUUUUCUGAGGGCAAAAGGGGUUUUGACAGAAAACAAGAAGGCAUGUUAGUGCUUGCAGUGCAGGAAUUUGGCCUGUAACAAACUGGUUUAUUUGAAGUCAAAGCAUGGGCUUCUCCUUCUCUUUUUUUGUUUUCUUUUUUUUUUUUUUUUGGAAGUGCAAAUAUGUGGAGAAAUUCCCUCUGGUAGGUCUGACACCUGAAGUAAAGCGUAUGGUCAGACACUGGUUACUGGCAGCAGUGGGUACUCCCAGGUAUACUUGGGGCAAGGUAACUCACACAAAAAACCUGUCCCUGAAAUACCAGUGCUGCUCCCACUCCAAAAUGGUUUUAGCAUUUCAAAUAUAAGUAUUUUUAAAUUGAAAUAUUCCAAUUGUUUAUUUCUCUGUAGUUCUUUGCUUAUUUAUUUGUUUCUUUACAUUGAAGUAUGAAAACAGAAGCAGUCAUUUGGGUCAGGAAGAUGCCAUUCCAAUUUGAUUAGAAAAUAAGCACUUUAAAAAUGUUUUGAACUUAACAUUUUGAUGGGGUGCAUUUGGGGUGCUCUGUAACUAUUACUACCCCCAAGAACUCUGUUAAAGUCACAGCAAGAGGUUUUAGUGCCGAUGCUCAGAAGACCAGCAAGCCUUUCUAUACCUCAUUCCUUUGUAAACAGGCAAUCUGGUAGCAGGGAUGAAGAGUAGUUGGACCCGAAUUUUCACCAAUUUCAUUCAGGCUCAGGCACCAAUUUAAUAUGCAGCUUUAAGCAUCUCCCAUAACCAGGGCAUGCCUCAGUUUCCACCUUUGUAAAAGUAAUAGCUGCUGGUUGUAGAGAGAAUGCUGUGAAGCUUAAAUGCUUUCUGUUGCUGUUAAGAUCAGAAUCCCUAAAUGGAAAGUUGCUUUAAAAGUGCAAAGUGCACAUUGCUAAAUGUUUGUAUGCAACUUGACAUGUAAAGACUUGCAGAGAGUGCUUUGCUUUGCAUAUGUAUUGCAAUAUUUAAACAGAGCACAGUGAGUUAGGGCAGGAACAUCAGCUUCCUGACAUUUUGUGUUAGAAUCAUUGAAUGGUUUGGGUUGGAAGAGAUCUUAAAGAUCAUCUAGUUCCAACCCCCCUGCCAUGAGCAGGGACAUCUUGCACUAGACCAGGUUGCUCAGAGCCCCAUCCAACCUGACCUUGAACACCUCCAGGGAUGGGGUAUCUACAGCUGCUCUGGGCAACCUGUUCCAGUGCCUCACCACCCUCACAGUAAAUAAUUUCUUCCUAAUAUCUGAUCUAAACCUGCCCUCUUUCAGUUUAAAACCAUUACCCCUUGUCCUAUCACUACAUGCCCUUGUAAAUCUGAACCAAAUCUUUAAAGGAAUCUGCCAAAACAUGUGUGAGACUGCGGCUAGUGACUUAUGCUGCUGAAAGGAAGAGGUGCCACUUUUCCCAUCACUUCUGUUGCUCUCCCGGUCCCUGGCCGUGAAGUCUCACCUGAUACCUUCUGCCACCUUCACCAGAUGUUUCUGUGAGCCCAUUUAACUCUCUACACUCAUGGAAAACUGUCCAGUGAUUUAUUGGAUUUUUCUAAUGCCAUUUUAGAGAGUUAAAUCAGUAUGUGGAGAGAAGUAUAAAGAGGCAGCAGUAGGUGGGCAGGGCCAGGGAGGGAAAGGGAGCAGGAUAUACUCCAGUCUGUGUAGAGUGAGCUGCUAAUUCAGCUGCCCUCAUGUCAUAAGAACCUGAACCUCACUUCCUGGUGCUCUCAGGUCUGUGUUUGCCGAUCUGCGGGGGAAGGUGAAAUCCAGUGGUUUGAUUUUCCAGAGUGAAUGGCUCAGUGGCUCCCAUGGUGCUUUUCCUCUUGGAGGUCAGUUAGCUCUUUCGAUGACUGGAAUAGACCUUCUUAGAUUCGUCUUUUGGAGAAUGUGCCAAACACUGGAUGAGGUCGGCGGGGUUCAUGUCCCGUGUGCAGGUGGGCAUGCAGCCAUGUCCACAAGAGCAUCUGCAGCUCUGGGAAGCAGUCACUGGUCUAUAGCCAGCAAGAGGGGCCAGGGAGAGGGAAAGGGAAAAGAGGGGACCUUACAAAACCAAGAAUUACAAUUCUGCUUGGGUUUUAGUUAAUGCCAUUUGGGGGCACGUGGUUUGAGGUUUUAGUUAGAAAGGGAGUAACUAACCAUUUUCGGAGUGCACUGAGUCAGGCCAAGCUUUUAAGCUGUUUCACAUUCUGUUAUCGUCACUUUUUGGGGUGGCUGAAAGAGGCUGUGCUAAAGCUCACUCUGAGUGUGAUUCGAGGCCCCUUCUGUUUACAGAUUGCUAAUUAAACAAGUAACAAUGGAAGGCUUAGCUCCAGAAGGGAUGUGGAUAGGUAGGAGCGUUUCUCUUUGCAGUAUGUUACCCGGGCAUAGUCGUCUUGCCUGGAAAGAAUGUGCCUCAGGGCCAGUCUCGAGAAUAGCCGCUGGUCUCCGUGUCCACUGCCCAGGGACCCAGGGGAAGCAGACCCAGCUUAGAGACUUGUUCUAUUACACUCGAUGUGUCUGUUCUUGGCCAGCACUCCUAGGACAGCAGGCAGAGCCUCCCGCGUGUAGCUGUGUCGGGCAGAGUUGUGUUGUUUCCUUAGUGAAUGAAAUCACCCUUUUGUCAUGUCCCAGGUGCAAGUUAAUGGUUCUUUAUUCUUUUUUUUCUCCCUUCCCAAUUCAGAUGGUGCUGAAACAAGGUUCACUCCUUGUUGCUCCUUUUGUAGGUUUUUUCUGUUAUUAUUUUUCAUUAACAGCAGGCUAUGUUAGCCUUUACUUUACAGGUACUUGAAUGCCUGAUGACUUGACUGAGUGUUACGCAUGUGGCCUUUUGUAAAGGUUGCUGACCUUAAUUUAAUCAGGGGUGAGAUGGGUGGAUGAAUGUGAAUAGAUCCAUGCCAUUAAAAAAGAAUAAAAGUAGAGAUUAGAAUUUGGGAGAACUGAUUAAUUUUUAAUCGAAUUUAUUAAAGGGGAAAAAAAGAGAGAGAAAGAAACCCUUCCCAGUUAUAAUUUGAAUAAGAUCUACUGCAGGAGGAAGGUUUCAUGUGAAAAAUGCCACAAAAAUAGGGGCAAACUUCCAAGAUAGAAAGUGCCUGGCACUCCUUGCAGUCCCUUGGACCUGCACAAGAUUUUACUUGCCCUCUUUCUAUUUUGUGAGAACCCCUAAUUAUUACCAUACCUUUUUCUAGAUGUGAAUGUUUAAGCUUUGUAAUAAUUUCAUAGUGAACACACUGGUGUGCUAAUGCAUGGCUAUCAAGAGCUUUGAUCUUUUCCAUUGGAAAACAAUGGAUUUGAUCAAUUUCAGAUUGCAGUUUCUCUUUUAGAGCCAAUUUUGACAAAGAAAUUAAUCUCUCACCGGUGGGCGCCUUUUAAAAUAGCUCAUUUACCAAAAGAUGUUAUUUGGAGAAUGGAAGUCAUCAUUUGACACUGAAGCGAUGAAAGAAACAGCUAGAUGUAGUUUUUUUAAAAAUCUUUACAUGCCCAAUGUAAAAUGCUGUGUCCUCCUCUUUCAGACUCCCCCCUUACUAAAAGACUACUCAGUGUUUGUCAUAACGUCUAUAUCAAUUGACAACGAUUUGUUAAUUCCUCCAGUUAAACAUCCUCUUACAGCAAAGGAUGGAUUGGUGGUCUGCUCCUUUUUUUUUUUUUUUUCCAGGCAGCUCUGAUGUCUGUCCUGGAAAUGUGGCCUUCAGGGGCAUCAGCCUGACAGAGCCAUUUCCCUGGGCGUUAGCAGGACUUCACGGGAUGGACCUGUGGUCUUCCAAGAAGGGACCUGCCCUGUGCAGGGUCUUAGCUGGUGUCUGCUGGAAGUAAAACUGCAUCUUCCAAAAUUUUGUACGUCUCACCCUUGUUUAAAACUAAGUCGAGCUGGCCUUUAUACCACUAUUUUAACCGUCUUCACACACAUUUUUUAGGUUGGAGUUAAAUUAGGGGGAGUUAAAUUAGGCAGGGGUUAAAUUAGGGACGGGGGGGUUAUGGGACUCAUCAGAUGCUUUGAGAUGCUCCCUCCCACUCUUUCAUGAUGUUUUUAGUGACUAUUUCACAGUGGAUUAGCAAUGAUCCAAUGGGCCUUGCGACCUUGUACAUAAUUCUGUAUAUUUAUUUUGAGAGAAAAUAUGUAUAGUGUUUGGAUUAUGAGAAUGGAAACCUGAAAUGGGAAUUCUUAGGAUGGCAAAUGUAAAGCAAAAAAGCAAACAAAAAUACAAUCUUAUUUUGUAUAAAAUGUACAUUUUUGAGAAAAAUUUUCUAAUGCAUUACCAAUGUUUUCAUAGUGCUGCCACAUCUUUUUUAAAGUGUUUCUCCCUCUUUGUUUGACUAUUGACAACAUGGUGCAAUUAAACCUAAAGCAAAUGUGUGAGUGAGAGAAAAAGAGAGAAUGAGAAAUUAAAAAGCCAUAUAAUUUGGUUUACUUCAUUAACCUGUAUAACAUCAUAGGUUUACCAUCUAAGAUAGGUUGUUUUUAUAGAUAGUGUCACCAAAGACUUUUUUUCUUCAGAUUUAUUUUGAAAAGUUGUUAAUAAAGGACGUACAUUUCUGUUGCA